GCAGAAGAUCACCAAUCUUAGCUGGGUCGUGAUUCAAUAAUGAGACAUAAUUGGUUAGUAACGUGCAACCCCUGCUACUAAUAGCGAUAACAUAGCAGGGGGCUGCCUAAAUGGACCUCAACUCCUCGAAUCCUCGUCAGGUCGCUCAUCCAUUUCCCCUCUUCCCGCCUCCUUCUUCUUCUUUCCCGUUUAUCAUGCUAACAAACGAUUGAAUAAUAUCUCCGCGAAACCCCUAAUAUCGCAUUCAUGGCCGACACCCGAUCGCUGCGCAUCACCACCGCUGCGACUUUCCUUCCCGCGUUUCCAUUAUUACUUGCUCAUGGCGUGGUCGCGAAUAGCCCCGCUCCUGCCGUAGGGUUGGUGCCGCUCGCUGUCUCAGCAAGCACGAGCAUCUUCCUACUGUCGCGGCAGUCCGCAAGGAAGCAGCAGUCGGCGGAUCCAGAGCGGGGUGAUGUUGGCUCAGAGGGGCAGGUACGGGAACAAGUAGUAGAGCAAGAGCCGGGACUUGAACAGGAAUUUGGGCAACAACCUCAGGAGCGACCCGAACCGCCGGCGCCGACGUCGAACCGAAGCCAUCCUAUCCUCGUAUUCGCCGUUGACACGAUACUCGCUGCGGCGCUGAUGGUGGUUUUGGUAUUUACGUGGAUCGAUUCGAGCAGUGGAAGCACCAAUAGCGCCGAGUCGGCCAUGCUGGCUGCGUAUGGGACAAUUCCACUGUUGAUUAAUUUCUUUAUCCAUCUCUACCUAGCGGUACGCGAAUUCUCCCGCGGCCUCGCGAUCCCGGGGCUGACGCAAUACCUCGCGUGGCAGGUCGUCGAACCCGACUGUCCCGACUGUGGGCGCCGACUCCGUCCCGACGCACCGCCUAGUUUACCGUGGGUCGAGGAAACGUCGCUCCCCAGACCGAACUUUAAGAACGUCAAGUUUAAGCUACCCUCGAUCCCGAAAGUCAAAGCGCCGGAGUGGAAGACGCCGGCAUGGCUCCAAAACCGAAACCCGCGCAGCUACCUGUUCGGUGCUACUAACGAUGACGAGUCGAUUACAACUCCGUAUAGGGACGAUCCUGAAGAAGGCGGGCCGUCUAUUCUACCCGAUGAUUCCGAGACUGUAGAACCCGAGGUGGUGGAUGUUGUAAGCAAGAAGAGUAGGAAGCUAGGGAAAGAUUCUAGUUCAUCUCCUUGAAUUCAUCAAGGGCGGAUGAAGAUCAAUUUGUGCAUUGAGAUAUCCGGAUAGUUUAUUUCUGGCCAGCAUGCGGCGAUACCCCUCUGCUUUGGGAAGGACUUUUUGGAUCGGUUGUGUGAUUUUUGAGGGGCCUCGGGGAAGGAUGAGGUAAGGGGGGGUGGGGGAUGAU
Molecule: messenger RNA, 1351 nt
Organism: Annulohypoxylon maeteangense
Lineage: Eukaryota; Fungi; Ascomycota; Sordariomycetes; Xylariales; Hypoxylaceae
Exons: 2
Coding region: 247-1182 (311 amino acids)
Source: RefSeq, a predicted model, not a curated record